UCCUAAUGUUGCAAAUAUUAGACUGGGCUGCCUUGGAUUGGGUUACUUCGGCCCAGGGAUUAUCCUCUCCAGCGUAUCGCUAGACGAAACGAGGCUACCUUUGCGAAAUUGAAUACUUUGCGUUUCCUAGCGGUUUUGGCUAAGACCAAAUUUUCAUGAACCGCUUCUCUCUCGUCAUUCUCUUCGUUUCUUGAUUUUCAUUCCUAUCCUGAGUGGUUUAAUAUCUUGUUCGUAGUAACACCAUGCCACGCCCGAAUUCGAACGAGAAGCUGCCAGCUCAUGUCCAAGAUGCUGAGAUUGAUGAAGAGGUAGAAGCUCUUGAAGGAUAUGUCGUUGAUCCUAGCCAAUAUCCCGACAAUGCGGCGCGCCUGAAAACUAGUCCAGACGGUCGCUUCGUUCUGAUUCCGCAGCCUCUCGAUACACCCAAUGACCCGUUGAAUUGGCCAUCCCGGAAGAAAUGGUUUGCUGUAGCAAUAGUUGCUUAUAUUGCGCUGUUAGCUGAUUACACUGGAGGGACUGCUAUUAUAACUGUUAUUCCACAGUCCAUGCAGUGGGAGCUAGCUCAAGCUACGGUGCAGAGAGCAGUGGUCGGUAAUCUCUUUACCAUAGGCGCGUGUGGUCUCUUCGUGGUGCCUUUGGCGCAUUACUUUGGGCGCUUGCCAGUUACCCUUUUCUUCCAAUGCGUCAUGGUUGGCACCUGUGCAUGGUCGGCCGCAGCCACCAGCUUUCCCUCUUAUUUAGCCGCGCGUAUUAUCAACGGCUUCUUCUGUAGUGUUGGUCAGGGAGGCGCCCUAAUGUGGAUCAAAGACCUCUUCUUCUUCCACGAGCACCCCAAGGUAAUAAAUUAUGUGGAAUUCUCCAUUAUCAUGAGCCCGUAUCUUGGCCCUUUGAUCACCUCAUUCAUCGUGUCUGGGGUCAGCUGGCGCUGGGCAUUCUGGCUGUGCACAAUCAUGUCCGGAGUGGGCCUUAUACUGAUUCUCUUUCUGGAUGAAUCAUUGUUUGACCGCAAGCACCCGCCGUCGUCCCGAGGGUCCUAUAUUACUCGUCUCACUGGCGCGCAUCAAGCGAAAUAUUGGAAACAUAAAAGCCUCGUUCAGUGUUUGGCACUGCCUGUUAUAGCCAUAACUAAGAUACCGGUGCUCACUAUCCUGGUAUACUACUUCCUCAACUUCGCCUGGGUCAUCGGCGUCAAUACGACGAUCGGGAUCUGGUUGACCAAUAUAUAUGGCUUCUCGACCAGAGGCAUAGGAUAUUUCUACUUCUUCGGCAUUAUCGGUGUCCUGCUUGGCUGGUUCGCCGGGCACUUCCUUCACGACGCUGUUGGACAGUACUACAUCAAACGCCACGGUGGACGACUAGACCCCGAAGCUCGGUUAAUUAUCACGUACCCUGCGACGAUUAUCUGCUGCGUUAGUUUGAUCAUUUUGGGUCUGGCAUUUGAAUAUCACUGGCACUACAUGGUCAUCGCAGUGUUCGCGGCUAUUCAAUGUAUCGGUGUCAUGAUUGUCACGACGGCUAUCAAUGCCUAUCUCCUUGAUUCCUAUCCGGAGGGUUCAGGCGUCGUGGGUGCAUGGGUAACAGCCAGUCGCAACUGGGCCGGCUUCAUGGCUACUUAUAUCCAGAUUGACUGGGUAACACGGAUUGGACCUGCCAAGGCAUUGGGGAUCCAGGCGGCUAUCACCUUCGUGUCGGUAUUUUUCAUGAUGUUCUUGCAGGUAUACGGUAAACGACUGAGGCAAUGGCAGGGACGGAUGGUAUUUUAUAGGGAAGGAAAAUAAUAGUUAGUUCGUGUCAAUGGAAAAAGCCUUGAAUUUGCAAUCAUUCAAUGAAUGGAUACACUGACCCGAAAAGUGUCAGGUCCCAUUAGUACGUCCCCUGGCUAGACAAACUGUUUAGGGUUGAGCCCAGUGACCGUAGCAUAUACUACGAAGAAUCAUCCUUGUCUCGAA
Aspergillus caelatus is the source of this 1949-nucleotide messenger RNA. RefSeq names its product putative MFS transporter. The record is from RefSeq and is a predicted model, not a curated record. Bases 243 to 1778 code for a protein of 511 amino acids. NCBI's taxonomy places the organism in Eukaryota, Fungi, Ascomycota, Eurotiomycetes, Eurotiales, Aspergillaceae. The transcript has 3 exons. Gene Ontology annotation, molecular function: transmembrane transporter activity. Gene Ontology annotation, biological process: transmembrane transport.